AUGACAGAACAUGGAAUCAAAUUUGUUGUUUCAUGGACAUUCGAUCAUUUCUAUCAAGCUUAUUUUAAAAAUGAUAUAAUUAACGUCAAAAAAUGGCUCGUUUCGAUGAACAUUGAUGAUCUUAAUACAGUUGGAUUAGAUGGAAAUACUGCUCUUCAUAUCGCAUCACGACAAGGUCAUUUUAAAAUCGUUCUUCUGCUUCUUGAACAUCAUGUCUCUCGCUCGAUUCGAAACGAUGAAGAACAAACAGCGGAACACGUUGCAUUAACUGAUUCCAUCAGAGAGCUUCUCAAUUCUUCCAUACGUCCAUUUUCCAAUCUGGAUACGACUGAAACACAUUUUGUUGCUACAUCACCUGAUAUGGAAGGGAUUCAAUGGAUCGAUAUUUAUUCGAAUGCUCAUCGUAUUGUGCAUGAAAAUCGUAAUGAAAUGAAAUGCUGGUUGACUAAAGUACCAUUCAUCAACUUGCUCGAUGAAUUGGAUCGCGGUUAUAUUGAGAAAAUUUCUUUCAGUUCGGUUGCGAAUCGAGAUACCAUCAAGGCACAUAUGCAAAAGGCGAUUACCGAUCAUAGUCCUCUUCCAUUGGUAACUGCUUAUACAGAAUCAACUCGAUUUUUUUCCACAAUUAAUCAUGAUCUGGCCAAAUUAGGUUCUGACUUCCGAUUUGAGUGCAGUCUUGCUUUAAGGCGAUUUGGCUAUCGAGAUGAUGAAGCACCACAGGGAAUGGGGCAGCAUAUCUUUGUUGCUAUACUUAUCUAUCACUCGGAUUUGCAACCUUAUUAUUAUGCAGGUAUAACAUUUCGUGGAAUGAAUAUUACUCCAAACGAUGUUAGUUUGUAUGCUUUGGGGAAGAUUGUGAUGACUCGAUCGUUAUUAUCAACUUCGAAAGAACGUGAAGUCGCCGAAAUAUACCUUGAUUCCACUGGCAGAGAAAGAACUGUACCUGUCAUCUGUAUUUAUAAAGUUAGCAAUCCACAAUCAAGUCUCAAUAUCACCCAGUUAAGUAAAUUUCAAUACGAAAAAGAAGUACUUAUUCUCCCGUUUAUCUUUUUCGAGUCACUGCAGUCCGUGAAGUGCUAA
Molecule: messenger RNA, 1080 nt
Organism: Didymodactylos carnosus
Lineage: Eukaryota; Metazoa; Rotifera; Eurotatoria; Philodinida; Philodinidae
Source: the annotation of a GenBank genome assembly